AUGAAUUAUUUGAGUAAUCAAAAACAGAUUGGAGUAAUCUUUUAAUUGUAAACAAUAAAUAUAUAUAAUAAUAUCAUUUGUAAAUUUUUAAAGGAAUAAUUGUAAUGUGAAUAGAUUAAUGAUGACUUAUAAUUCUUAAAAUUGAAGUAAGCUGUAUAAAAAAAGUAUAAAGAUCCUAAAUUGUGUAGUCUAUUGAGUAUAUAAUUAUAGAAAUAAGAGAAAAAAAAUAUUUCUGGAUGUGAUGAAGCAUAACUUUUAUAAUAUUUAUUCUAUAAUUCUGAAUUAGAAGAAGAAUGGAAUGUAUUUGUAGAUUCUCUAAUUAAAAAAUUGGAGUUGAAGAAAUAUAUACAAAUAUCUAAUCUAGAUUAUAUACGAGACCUUAAUUACUUUAAGUUGAAUUACCAAUUAAUAGAUUUUUUGAAUUAUUAACUAGUUCAAAUGAGGAAUGACAACUUUUUUCAUUCUUGUUUUUAAGAUAUUGAAAAGAGAAAUGAUGUGAAUCUAAGAAAUGAUGUGAAUCUAAGAAAUGAUGUGAAUCUAAGUAAUGAUAUUUUGAAAACUUUAAUUAAAGGAGAAACUUAAUAUGAUGAAUUGUAUUUAGUAGUUGCUUAAUUUGUUUGCUUAAGUGAAUGAUUUAACAUUUUUUUAUGCACAUUAAUUGGCUCUAUAAAUAAUAUCAUUGAUUUCUAACAGAGAAAUUAUUGAAUACAGAUUUAUUGAAAAUGAAGUUAAAUUAUUGUAAGGAAAUUUAUUGUUAUUGAUCUCUUUAUUGUAAGUUUAUAAUAAUAUUACCGUAGAUAUUGAAUUCACAACAUAUUUAUAUAAAUGUUAAUUGAGUUGCAUAAUGAUUAUUGUAAAAAUACUGCAUCUAAACAAAAAUUAACAAGAAAAAGAGUAUUCUAAUUAUUAUUAGAAUUAUGUAAAGAUGAAUUUCCUCUAGAAGUAUGCUACCUUUGAUUUAAAAUCAUCAUAAAUUGAAGUUCGAUAUAAAGAAGGUAGAUGUGGAGGUUAAAUUCUUGGAGCUCCAUGUUAUAUCAAUUCUUUAUUAUAAUAAUUCUAUAUGAAUAUGCCUUUAAGAAAAGGAAUUUUAAGUAAAUUAUUAUAACUGAAAUGA
Messenger RNA from Paramecium sonneborni, 1114 nucleotides. The record is from the annotation of a GenBank genome assembly. NCBI's taxonomy places the organism in Eukaryota, Ciliophora, Oligohymenophorea, Peniculida, Parameciidae.